AUGUUAAUCAACGGUGACCCUGUCAUUGUCCCUUCCGGUAUCCAGGCCUCGCCAACUAUCCUCACGGCCGCCUCGCCCUCGCCACCCAACGGCACAUUCACCGGCGUCAAAGAAAAUGAAGACGGGACUCUGGACUUCGACAUCCGGGAGCAGACUGUGGCCAUUCUUCGCAACGUCGAGGCUAUCAUCAAACAUGCCACCGGUGACCGAAACGGACUCGAAAGUAUCAUUGAUGCAACGGUGUUCCUCCCCCACAUUAAGGCGCAUUACGCUGGCAUGAAUGCGAUGUGGAAUGAGUUUUACCCUGAUACUGACAGGGCGCCAGCGAGGACGGCGAUCGGAGUCAAGGAGCUGCCAAGUCCGAAGAUGAUCGUUGAAAUCAAAUGCAUAGCGUUGGUUACGGUUGAGCAUUAG
Messenger RNA from Penicillium samsonianum, 414 nucleotides. Its product is annotated as RidA family protein. Bases 1 to 414 code for a protein of 137 amino acids. Gene Ontology annotation, molecular function: deaminase activity. The record is from RefSeq and is a predicted model, not a curated record. The transcript has 2 exons. Lineage: Eukaryota; Fungi; Ascomycota; Eurotiomycetes; Eurotiales; Aspergillaceae. Gene Ontology annotation, cellular component: mitochondrion; cytosol.